Molecule: messenger RNA, 623 nt
Organism: Pyrus x bretschneideri (Chinese white pear)
Lineage: Eukaryota; Viridiplantae; Streptophyta; Magnoliopsida; Rosales; Rosaceae
Product: glutaredoxin
Exons: 4
Coding region: 113-436 (107 amino acids)
Biological process (GO): cellular response to oxidative stress
Cellular component (GO): cytoplasm
Molecular function (GO): glutathione disulfide oxidoreductase activity
Source: RefSeq, a predicted model, not a curated record
CAUGCAUAUAUACACACUCUCUGCAUUUUUCAGAGAGAGAGAGAGUUGAGAGAAGAAGAUUGUUAGGAAGUCAGAAUUUAGGGUUUGCGAAUUGGGAUUUAGAGAUAGCGUUAUGGCAUUGACAAAGGCGCAGGAGCUCGUGUCCUCCGACUCGGUCGUCGUCUUCAGCAAGACGUAUUGCCCGUUCUGCGUGAACGUGAAGCAGCUCUUGACUCAAUUGGGAGCCACCUACAAGGCCAUUGAGUUGGACAAAGAAAGUGACGGAGCUCAGAUACAAUCAGCUUUGGGAGAGUGGACUGGCCAGCGGACUGUGCCCAAUGUUUUCAUUGGUGGAAACCACAUCGGUGGAUGUGACAAAACAACGGCGUUGCACAAGGAAGGAAAAUUGGUCCCUCUGCUGACUCAAGCCGGAGCUGUUGCCAAAACUUCUGCUUAAGGAAGUUCGAUGAUAGUUGGAUAAUUAGUAGUAAAGUAGAAUAAUUUCAGUAAUGUGCUUCUGUUGAUCUGUUACCACCUUUUCAGAACACAACGCACAUUCAACUUGUAUUUGUAAAAUCUCAGUUAGUAUUUAUAUGUUUCGAUUCGGAUGUGUUUCAGUAACUGUGCCUGAAUGUUCUAUAUAA